UCUCUAGUCGCGGUUCGCUCGGUAGGCACGCGGGGCACAGGCGAGAUGGCGGCGGUUCUUCUCCGGGCCACCGCUCGCGCCGCGAGGUCCUCUGCCCUCGUCCGCGCCGCCCUCCUCGCAAGCCCGAGCCCCCUCUCCUCCUCCUCGUCCUGCGCCGCCUCCCCUACGGCCGCCGGGACGCAGCCCCACCCGCACGUCGCCGAUGGAGCCGCGGGCCCGGACGUGGGUGGGGACGAGGACGACCUCAGGAGCCGCAUCUUCCGGCUGGGCCUGGCGAAGCGUAGCGCGACGGCGGCGCUCGAGAGGUGGGCCGGCGAGGGCCGCGCCGCGCCGGCGGCGGAGCUCCGCCGCAUCGCCCGCGACCUCAGCCGCGCACGCCGGUACAAGCACGCGCUCGAGGUAGCCGAGUGGAUGAAAACACAUCAUGAGUCUGAUUUAUCUGAGAAUGACUAUGGAAUGCGCAUUGACUUGAUUACCAGAGUUUUUGGUGCUAAUGCAGCUGAAGAUUUUUUUGAGAAACUUCCAGCUGGUGCACAGUCACUGGAAGCAUAUACAGCUCUCCUUCAUUCCUAUGCUCGAUCCAAGAUGAUAGACAAAGCUGAGAAGCUGUUUAAAAGAAUGAAGGAUGCUAACCUACCGAUGAAUAUCCUUGUUUACAAUGAGAUGAUGACCUUGUACAUUUCUGUUGGCGAGCUUGAUAAAGUCUCGGUUGUUGCUGAAGAGCUAAAAAGGCAAAAUGUUUCACCGGACCUCUUCACAUACAAUCUACGAAUCAGUGCAUCUGCGGCAUCAAUGGAUCUGGAGGGCUACAAAGGAAUCAUUGAUGAGAUGUCAAAAGAUGCAAACACCAAUGAAGGGUGGAAGUUGUACCGGGACCUUGCUGCUAUUUACGUUGACGCUGGUCAGCUUGUUGGUUCUGGCAAUUCGCUUGUGGAAGCAGAGGUGAAGAUCAGCCAAAGGGAGUGGAUCACAUACGAUUUCCUCGUCAUUUUACACACCGGACUUGGCAACCGGGACAGAAUCAAGGACAUUUGGAAAUCCAUGCUGAUGACUUCACAGAGGAUGACGAGUAGAAACUACAUCUGCGUGCUCUCCUCCUACCUGAUGUGCGGGCAGCUGAAGGAUGCCGGGGAAGUCGUCGACCAGUGGCAGCGGUCGAAAGCCCCCGAGUUCGACAUCUCUGCCUGCAACAGGCUGCUUGAUGCCUUCCUGAACGCCGGUUUCACCGACACGGCAAAUAGCUUCAGGGAAAUGAUGCUGCAAAAGAGCUGUAUACUGACAAGCAGGCAAGAGUGCUCCUCCUGAGUGGCUCUCCAUGCUGAACUGUUAAGUACUAGUAUGUCAUUACAUUAUACGAUGCAAUAAUAAUGGAUCUAUUUCCUAUCGGUUGCU
Molecule: messenger RNA, 1392 nt
Organism: Oryza brachyantha (malo sina)
Lineage: Eukaryota; Viridiplantae; Streptophyta; Magnoliopsida; Poales; Poaceae
Product: pentatricopeptide repeat-containing protein At5g09450, mitochondrial
Exons: 2
Coding region: 46-1305 (419 amino acids)
Cellular component (GO): mitochondrion
Molecular function (GO): protein binding
Source: RefSeq, a predicted model, not a curated record